CAGUGUGCAUUUAUAAUUCUCCCUCUCAAUUCUAGGCUGAGAACCACUGUCUCCCUUUUAUAUUUUGGCAAGGUUUUUUUUUUACCCUCCCUCCCCCCCCUCCAAAACGAGCCGGCUGCUGUCCUGUCCCUUUCCACAUCCCACAGCGUCUCAAAGCUGCGAACAGAGGGAGAGAGAGGAGGAGAGGAUCAGAAAGAGACAGGGGAUUUAUCAACUGCUGGAUGAAAGGACUUUAGAAACUAGUCGCCAAACAAUACAAAGGCUGACCGAAAGGACAUGGACCUCAGUCUGCUAGCACUCCUCUUUCUCUGUCUCAGCAGACAAGGACUGACAGAUCCAACCGCAGCUCCUCCCGAAACAACCCCCUCAGUUCCUGAGCCCACCACCCCAUCCCCAAAGCCCGAAGAUUCCUUAGAGGAGAAGGAGGAGGAGGGUGGGUGUCCGGCCCAUCUGCUAGGCGCAGAGGCCAAGAGGGUGGUAGGGGGCGCCAUACUGAAGCUUGGCUUGCAGCUCCUGGAGAACCUGAAGACCAGCUCGGAGCAGCCCAACGUGGUCGUGUCACCCCUCAGCGUCUCACUGGCACUGUCACAGUUGGCUCUCGGGGCGGCGAAUGAGACGGAGCAGCUGCUCCUGCAGUCCCUGAACGCGGACUCCCUGCCCUUCUACCACCAGUGCCUGCGGAGUCUCCUUCAGCACCUCAGGAGCAGCGCCAUAAAGGUCGCCACCCGCAUCUACCUGAGCCCGGGGUUCCGUGCGAAAAAAGACUUUAUACAAGAAUCCCUGCGUAUGUAUGAGUCUGAGCCAGUGCCACUGGCUGGGGUGGAGGAGGUCAAUCAGUGGGUGGAGAAGGCCACAGAUGGCCUCAUAACUGACUUCCUGUCCAGCCUUCCAGCCGACGUGGUCAUCAUGCUUAUCAACGCCGUCCACUUCAAAGGAGAAUGGAUUGCCCGCUUUGACCCCAGCCUUACUGCCAAAGACCGCUUCUACAUCGACAACAAGAAUAUGAUCUACGUUGACAUGAUGCAGGAACCCAAAUACCCCCUGAGUCUCCUCAUGGACAGUGAGCUGGGUGCUCAGGUGGCCCGCUUCCCCUUCAAGGACAACACAAGCCUCCUGGUGGUGAUGCCCUUGUCAGGGGAGGUGAACGUGUCUGACAUUGUGACCAAACUUAACAUCUCAGAAGUGUAUGCCCAUUUGCCCAGCGAAAGGACCAUGCACGUCAAGUUGCCCAAAUUCAAGCUGGAGUAUAGCCAGGAGCUGGAAGAGGCCCUCACCGCCAUGGGGCUGGGGCAGCUGUUCACCAGUCCGAACCUGUCCCGCAUCGCGGACGGCCUCCUGGUGGUGUCGAGCGUGCGGCACAAGUCCAGCCUGGAGCUGCACGAGGAAGGCGCGGAGGCGGCCGCCGCCACCACCGUGGUCAUCUCCCGCUCCAUCCCCUCCUUCAGCGUCAACCAGCCUUUCUUCUUCGCUCUCCUGGACGACGUUUCUCAGACGCCCAUCUUCCUGGGAGUCAUCACCAACCCCGACCCGGGCGCUACCGCAAUGCAGAGUGACGCGCCCGAAAAGAUGGGCUACGUUGACCACAAGGGUUUAGACAUCCCCAUGUCAAGCAUCGACCCCAAGUAAAAAAGAAAAAAAAAAA
Messenger RNA from Megalops cyprinoides (Indo-Pacific tarpon), 1642 nucleotides. RefSeq names its product alpha-2-antiplasmin-like. Lineage: Eukaryota; Metazoa; Chordata; Actinopteri; Elopiformes; Megalopidae. Gene Ontology annotation, molecular function: serine-type endopeptidase inhibitor activity. Bases 277 to 1626 code for a protein of 449 amino acids. The record is from RefSeq and is a predicted model, not a curated record. Gene Ontology annotation, biological process: negative regulation of endopeptidase activity. The transcript has 9 exons.